AUGAGCGACAUCGAUCUGAUUUUGGUUUACAGCAAGGACUUGGCUUCGAACCCCACGGCCCUCCAGGUCGUUACGGAUCUGGAGAACGGCUUUCAGAAGUAUAUGGACAUGCAGAACUACAACUCCUCCAACGUGACCACGGGUACGUCAUACGACUGGAUGAAGUGCUUCUCGGGUAUCCACCACAUGUCAGCCAUGUUGAACCCAGAGCAAGACGUCUAUGACAACCGAGGCUACACUACCAACAAGCAUUGGGUCUCCGGUCCCAACGCCGUGUUUUCCAAGAUCAUGACCGAGAUGUUCAGUGCAGAGCCUGCCGACAUGUACGACACCUUCUUCCUGAUGGAGAUGGAUGCCGUUCCCAUCAAGAGCCAUUGGCUUGACCAGUUCGAGACCGAGGCCCAUGAGAUGGCGGACAACAACAUGGCCGUCCGCGGGAGCCAGUACCUGGGUGACAAGUGGGAUCUCUUCAAAUCGAUGAUGCCAAAGUACUUGGUGGAGCACAUCAAUGGCAAUGCCAUGUACAACCUGAAGCAUCCUUGGACCAAGGCCGUGUACGACGCGUUCCGCAGCAUGGACGACGGCAGCAUGAUGGAAGAGAUGGCUUUCGACGUAGCCUUUGCAAUGAUUACCAUGGAUGCCAUGUCUGGGAACAGCAGUGAGUUUGCUGCCGCCUGGGCCGCGGCAGGGGGCAACAGCCAAACCUACAACUGGGACUCGAUGCUGGUGGGCAACUAUGCCAACACGCUUCUGAACAGCAGCUUUGAGUUCCCAACGUACAUCCGCCAUGGCUCGAGCAAGAACCUGUUCGAGAAUCUGGCAGAUGAGCACGUGACCCUGGGCGUGGCAAUGUUCGAUCAUCAGGGGCACUUCAAGGACACCGUUCCCACGCACCAUCCCUUCAAGAAGAUCCUGACUCUCACCUAUUUCCCGCAGCCGAACAUGACGGAGACGGUUCAGACACCGGUGGGCAAUGUGACCAUGAUGACGCAGGCGGCCACGGCGGAGCCUUUCUAUCAUCUCUGCGAGACCGCCAAGCUUGUAGACACGAAAUGGUUCGCCCUCACGGACAACUACCACAUCAUCAAGGCUCCGGUGAGUGUUCUGAUGGACGCUGACGAAAAGCCAGUGCUGCCCUACGUGCUCAGGAACUCCAAGUACUGCGGCGAACGCCCGAAUUGCGAGGCUUCUAUGCUGCAGGCAGAGGGUCUCUUCAGCAUCACACUGAACUACCAUCAUGACAAGUACGAGGUUCUGUACAAGACCGAGGAUGCUAAGAAGUUCUGCGAUGCAUGGGACCUCGCAACAUCAGGCACGGCAGCUGCGUCGUGGAGCAAUUGCAGCUUGUCCUUCGGCCCAACUGGCGAUGACUACAUCGCCUGGAAGAUCAGCGUGGACCAGAACAUCACCGAAGAGUUCACCCCAAAGGACAAGACGCGCUAUGGCUGGAGAGCCUGGACCAGCCUCUGGAAUCCGGCCCCAGUGGAUGCCCGCGAGUGCACGCCGAUGCUGUACGGCCCCAAGGAGUACCUGGAAACGCUCGGCAACAUCUCCAAGUGCGCGGUCGACUAUGUGGAGAAUGCCGGCGCAUGUGAAGCAGAUGCCGCGUGUGAGUGGAAGGCCAUGUUCGAGUCUGGCGUGUGCCUUCAGGAUCCCAAGAGCGUCACCACGACGACAACGCUGGAGGGAACAGUCUACAGCACCAUCGAAGUCACGUUGCCACUCACCGUGGACGAUGCAGCGGCGAUCCUCAACAACGACACCGUGCAGAAUGCCAUGAAGCAAGGCUUUGCGGAUGCGAUGGAUGUGGACGUGGAGGAUGUGAUGCUGGAGAUCCAAGCAGCACGACGUCUGAGCUCUCCGACACGGAAGCUUCAGACGGAGCUGUUGGCUGUGUUUUCCGUGAUCAUGGAAAGCCUCGACGAGGCCAUCGUGAAACAGGUCGAAAUCGAGACCGUGUCCCUGGAUGCAACCAACCGCGCCAUCGCCAGUGCCGUCGCAGCUGCGGGCUUCUCGGGCUCCGUGGAGGUGACUGGCAAGACCACCAUGCGAGCUGAGCCAUCGGAGUUGCAGGAUCAGCUGCGGCGCACCCCGAGAACAACUGCAGAGGACUUGCCCGAAGCGUGCAGCCGUGUCUCUGUUUGUUCCAUCUUUGAGAUGCCACGCCAUCUAGCGGUUCAGCAAGUUUCUCGUCGCCCGAGACUUGGCCGUGCACAUGCUGUACUAGGCGUCUCAUGGAUGCAUGAGUGUUCGACCUGCCACGCCUUUCACAAGCACCGCAAGCUCGACGACAUGAUGCAACAAUCGAGUCGUAUCUUCGAACCUUCUCUUGCUGCAGCGUUUGCUGCUCAAGCGCUGCUCUCCGAGUCCUACCCUCCCGUGACAGCCAUGAAGCUGCUGACCUGGACACUCGCUGCUCUGGGAGACGGGGCGCUGGGAAGGGCCGAGCCUUCUUCAUUGCCGCUGUUUGCUAGGCCAGUGCUUGUCGUCUCCCUCUUUCUCGUGCAGAGCCCUUCUGCAGGACAUCAGAAACUGGCAGUCGUCCGCGUGUUCUCAACUGACGAGGAGGUCCAGCUGCUCGAGGAAAGUGGCCCAGCUUGGGGACGGACGAGUCCAUGCGCUGUCAAGUCGAACAUGAGCGACAUCGAUCUCAUUUUGGUUUACAGCAAGGACUUGGCUUCGAACCCUACGGCCCUCCAGGUCGUUACGGAUCUGGAGAACGGCUUUCAGAAGUAUAUGGACAUGCAGAAUUACAACUCCUCGAACGUGACCACGGGUACGUCAUACGACUGGAUGAAGUGCUUCUCGGGUAUCCACCACAUGUCAGCCAUGUUGAACCCAGAGCAAGACGUCUAUGACAACCGAGGCUACACUACCAACAAGCAUUGGGUCUCCGGUCCCAAUGCGGUCUUUUCCAAGAUCAUGACCGAGAUGUUCAGUGCCGAGCCUGCCGACAUGUACGACACCUUCUUCCUGAUGGAGAUGGAUGCCGUUCCCAUCAAGAGCCAUUGGCUUGACCAGUUCGAGACCGAGGCCCAUGAGAUGGCGGACAACAACAUGGCCGUCCGUGGGAGCCAGUACCUGGGUGACAAGUGGGAUCUCUUCAAAUCGAUGAUGCCAAAGUACUUGGUGGAGCACAUCAAUGGCAAUGCCAUGUACAACCUGAAGCAUCCUUGGACCAAGGCCGUGUACGACGCGUUCCGCAGCAUGGACGACGGCAGCAUGAUGGAAGAGAUGGCUUUCGACGUGGCCUUUGCAAUGAUUACCAUGGAUGCCAUGUCUGGGAACAGCAGUGAGUUUGCUGCCGCCUGGGCCGCGGCAGGGGGCAACAGCCAAACCUACAACUGGGACUCGAUGCUGGUGGGCAACUAUGCCAACACGCUUCUGAACAGCAGCUUUGAGUUCCCAACGUACAUCCGCCAUGGCUCGAGCAAGAACCUGUUCGAGAAUCUGGCAGAUGAGCACGUGACCCUGGGCGUGGCAAUGUUCGAUCAUCAGGGGCACUUCAAGGACACCGUUCCCACGCACCAUCCCUUCAAGAAGAUCCUGACACUCACCUAUUUCCCGCAGCCGAACAUGACUGAGACGGUUCAGACACCGGUGGGCAAUGUGACCAUGAUGACGCAGGCGGCCACGGCGGAGCCUUUCUAUCAUCUCUGCGAGACCGCCAAGCUUGUAGACACGAAAUGGUUCGCCCUCACGGACAACUACCACAUCAUCAAGGCUCCGGUGAGUGUUUUGAUGGACGCUGACGAAAAGCCAGUGCUGCCCUACGUGCUCAGGAACUCCAAGUACUGCGGCGAACGCCCGAAUUGCGAGGCUUCUAUGCUGCAGGCAGAGGGUCUCUUCAGCAUCACACUGAACUACCAUCAUGACAAGUACGAGGUUCUGUACAAGACCGAGGAUGCUAAGAAGUUCUGCGAUGCAUGGGACCUCGCAACAUCAGGCACGGCAGCUGCGUCGUGGAGCAAUUGCAGCUUGUCCUUCGGCCCAACUGGCGAUGACUACAUCGCCUGGAAGAUCAGCGUGGACCAGAACAUCACCGAAGAGUUCACCCCAAAGGACAAGACGCGCUAUGGCUGGAGAGCCUGGACCAGCCUCUGGAAUCCGGCCCCAGUGGAUGCCCGCGAGUGCACGCCGAUGCUGUACGGCCCCAAGGAGUACCUGGAAACGCUCGGCAACAUCUCCAAGUGCGCGGUCGACUAUGUGGAGAAUGCCGGCGCAUGUGAAGCAGAUGCCGCGUGUGAGUGGAAGGCCAUGUUCGAGUCUGGCGUGUGCCUUCAGGAUCCCAAGAGCGUCACCACGACGACAACGCUGGAGGGAACAGUCUACAGCACCAUCGAAGUCACGUUGCCACUCACCGUGGACGAUGCAGCGGCGAUCCUCAACAACGACACCGUGCAGAAUGCCAUGAAGCAAGGCUUUGCGGAUGCGAUGGAUGUGGACGUGGAGGAUGUGAUGCUGGAGAUCCAAACAGCACGACGUCUGAGCUCUCCGACGCGGAAGCUUCAGACGGAGCUGUUGGCUGUGUUUUCCGUGAUCAUGGAAAGCCUCGACGAGGCCAUCGUGAAACAGGUCGAAAUCGAGACCGUGUCCCUGGAUGCAACCAACCGCGCCAUCGCCAGUGCCGUUGCAGCUGCGGGCUUCUCGGGCUCCGUGGAGGUGACUGGCAAGACCACCAUGCGAGUGCCUGCGCCGACAACCACGACGACCACCACGAGCACCGAAGCCAGCAAUACCACCACCAGUACCACGGACGGCGGUGACGACGGCGAUGCCGGCGACGAUGGCGACGACGGUGACGAGGAACCGCCCAGCUCGGCAAUCACCAAGACUGCCUCUUCUGUGCUGGGACUCCUCGUACUGUUGGGCUGGGCCUAA
Molecule: messenger RNA, 4881 nt
Organism: Symbiodinium sp. CCMP2592
Lineage: Eukaryota; Dinophyceae; Suessiales; Symbiodiniaceae
Source: the annotation of a GenBank genome assembly